UCUAGUCGACCAAGGUCCAAACUGCCCCCCGCCCCUUCUCUCCCACCUACUGCAGAACUGCGAGUCUGCGGCUGCGACACCACAUCGCCGAGGGCCAGCCUGCCCGGGGGACGACAUGUGGGGCCUACCUCGGCGGAGGAAGAGCCCCUCCGGGUUCUCGCCGUCGUCCACGGCAGAGGAGGUCACGGCCGGCAUCGACGGCUCCGGCCUUGUCGCCAUCGUGACCGGUUACUUACUGCUUUCUCCUUCUCAUUGUGCAUCCAGUGGGAUUGGAGCUGAAACAUGCAGAGUUCUUGCACUGCGUGGCGUGCAUGUCGUUAUGGGGGUGAGGAAUCUGUCCACUGCCUCACAGGUGAGGGAGAAGAUUGUGGGACAAGUCCCCACGGCCAAGAUUGAGAUCCUUGAGCUUGACCUUAGCUCAAUGUCAUCCGUGAGAAGAUUCGUGGACAAUUUUGAUGCGCUGGACCUCCCACUGAACAUUCUUGUUAAUAAUGCAGGGAUUGCAUUUGUUCCUUUCAAGCUUUCAGAGGACGGCAUUGAGCUGCAUUUUGCAACGAAUCACCUUGGACAUUUUCUACUGACUGAUCUUUUACUUGAGAAGAUCCAUGUUACGGCUAAAGAGAGUGGCAUAGAAGGAAGGGUUGUGAUAGUUGCUUCUGACGGCUACAAGCAUUCAUAUCGAGAGGGAAUUCGUUUUGAUAAGAUCAAUGAUGAGUCUAGCUAUAACAGAAUAUCAGCUUAUGGCCACUCCAAGCUUGCAAAUAUAUUGCAUGCAAAUGAACUGUCUAGCCACUUGAAGGAACAAGACUCAAAAGUGGUCGUCAACUCCCUUCAUCCUGGAGAAGUUGUCACCAACAUUGCCCGCUAUUGGGGUUUGCUUAAUGGUCUUGUUUCCUUACUUGGUAAAUUUGUACUAAAAGGUGUUGAUCAAGGUGCAGCCACAGUGUGUUAUCUGGCAUUGCAUCCUCAGGUUGCUGGAGUCACUGGGAGUUACUUUGUGGAUUGCAAUACUGUUCAACUGAAAUCUCAUGCGACCGACAAGGAGCUCGCCAAACGACUCUGGGAUUUUAGUAUGAGCCUGCUCCGUUGAUUCAUUGGUAUAAACCAUGUGUCGUAUUAUUUCUGAAAAGAGAAGUAUGUAAAGAAACUAAAAUUGCAAUGUUAUGUCUUCACUGAUUUGUACCAAAAAUAAAAAAUUGUAAAGGGUGUGUGUACUUUUGGCAGAAAGCCUGGAUUCCAAAUGAAUGGUUACAUUGGUACAAUGUUACCCAGCUA
Molecule: messenger RNA, 1275 nt
Organism: Panicum virgatum (switchgrass)
Lineage: Eukaryota; Viridiplantae; Streptophyta; Magnoliopsida; Poales; Poaceae
Product: short-chain dehydrogenase TIC 32, chloroplastic-like
Exons: 8
Coding region: 116-1090 (324 amino acids)
Source: RefSeq, a predicted model, not a curated record